AUGGCGGAGAGCCCGGCGGCCGAGGACGCGGCCCCGGCUCCGGCCGCGGUGCUGGCGGCGGGCGGCGGCAGCGCCUCCCCCAGCGCCGCCGGCGCCGCGGGGACCCCCGGCGUCUUCAUCCCCGCCGAGCUCUGGGCGGCGGCGGGGUUCGGCGCGGCCGCGGCGCCCGGCAGCGGCGCGGCUCCCGGCGGCGGCGGCGGCGGCGGCGCUCCCAUGGCGGCGGCGGCGGCGGCGGGGGCCGCGCUCCUCACGCACUCCGCCUUCUGGGACCCCACGGUGAGCGGCGACUGGGACAGCGAGCGGCCCAGCCCGGCCUGCCUGCUGCGGAUCAAACGGGAUAUCAUGUCCAUCUACAAGGAGCCUCCCCCGGGAAUGUUCGUGGUGCCUGAUCCCCACGACAUGACCAAGAUCCACGCGCUGAUCACGGGUCCCUUUGACACCCCCUACGAGGGCGGCUUCUUCCUGUUCCUGUUCCGCUGCCCCCCGGACUACCCCAUCCACCCGCCCCGCGUCAAGCUCAUGACCACGGGCAACAACACCGUCAGGUUCAACCCCAACUUCUACCGCAACGGCAAGGUCUGCCUCAGCAUCCUGGGCACGUGGACAGGCCCGGCCUGGAGCCCAGCCCAGAGCAUCUCCUCAGUGCUGAUCUCCAUCCAGUCCCUGAUGACUGAGAACCCGUACCACAACGAGCCCGGCUUCGAGCAGGAGCGGCACCCCGGGGACAGCAAGAACUACAACGAGUGCAUCCGGCACGAGACCAUCCGGGUGGCCGUGUGUGACAUGCUGGAGGGGAAAUGUCCCUGCCCCGAGCCCCUCCGGGGUGUCAUGGAGAAAUCCUUCAUGGAAUAUUUGGAUUUCUACGAGGGUGUGUGCAAGGAGAGACUCUACCUGCAGGGCCAGACCAUGCAGGACCCGUUCGGGGAGAAGCGCGGGCACUUCGAUUACCAGGCGCUGCUGGGGCGGCUGCAGGGGCUGCGGGCGCGGCUGCAGGAGCGGCAGCAGCAGGACAGCGCCGACAUGGACUCGGAGAGCAGCUCCUCGGAGCCCGAGCCGGACACUCAGACCUGCCCCAAGGUUUAGCUACGCCCUGAGCCGGGC
Cinclus cinclus is the source of this 1101-nucleotide messenger RNA. It is a transcript of the gene UBE2Z, whose product is annotated as ubiquitin conjugating enzyme E2 Z. Gene Ontology annotation, cellular component: nucleus. Bases 1 to 1083 code for a protein of 360 amino acids. The transcript is spliced from 7 exons. Gene Ontology annotation, biological process: negative regulation of apoptotic process. Gene Ontology annotation, molecular function: ubiquitin conjugating enzyme activity; cysteine-type endopeptidase inhibitor activity. The record is from RefSeq and is a predicted model, not a curated record. Lineage: Eukaryota; Metazoa; Chordata; Aves; Passeriformes; Cinclidae.